AUGAAGAAGUGGGGUGGUUUAGAAUACUUUAAAUUCGCAGUCUACAUAUUGAUGCCAAUUACUUGUUCGUUAUACAUAUUGGAUGAUGAUAGAUUAAAUAAUUUAAUUAAAAGAUAUCAUUUUGUAGUUUAUCCACCUGAACAAUACGAUCAAUCAGAUAUUCAGGAAAUGAUUAGAGUAGCAGCUGAAAAGAGAGAGAAACGUUUAGAUGCUAAUCUAUCAAUCGAAGAGAAAAUGCUCUCUGAAAGAGAAGACAAGAGAGAGGAAUACUAUGAAAAGAGAAGCAAGAGACAUCAAUUUGGUAUUCAACCAAGAUCUAAAUCUUCACAAGAUCAAGAUCAAGAAUAG
Molecule: messenger RNA, 348 nt
Organism: Cavenderia fasciculata
Lineage: Eukaryota; Evosea; Eumycetozoa; Acytosteliales; Cavenderiaceae
Exons: 2
Coding region: 1-348 (115 amino acids)
Biological process (GO): mitochondrial respiratory chain complex IV assembly
Cellular component (GO): mitochondrion
Source: RefSeq, a predicted model, not a curated record